AUGGCUGCGGUCCUGUCGACCACACUCAACAGAUUUCGGGACAAGACCCCUAUUGUCCCGGAACUUCGACAGCCACGUUCCAAAGGACAGCCUGGAAUCAAUCAAUGGCCGUCAUUAUUUCAGACAGCUGUAGUGGCCACAGCUCUGAAGAUAUUGCUUUUCCCAGCCUACAAAUCCACAGAUUUUGAGGUCCACCGAAAUUGGCUGGCUAUCACAAACUCCUUGCCCGUCAGGGGUUGGUACUAUGAGACAACUUCAGAGUGGACGCUGGACUAUCCGCCGGCUUUCGCAGCAUUCGAAUGGCUCCUCUCGCAGCCAGCGAGAGUGAUAGAUCCUGCUAUGGUACUGAUACAGAACCUGAACUACGACUCGUGGGCGACGGUCUGCUUUCAACGAUCAUCGGUCAUCUUCACCGAGCUCCUGCUAGUUUAUGCCUUACACAGGUACACGGAGACCUCACCUUUGUCGACUCGACGCCAGAGUCAUGCCGUGGCCCUGUCGAUCUUACUGUCGCCAGGCCUUUUGAUUAUCGAUCACAUCCACUUCCAAUACAAUGGCUUCCUGUAUGGUGUUUUGAUUCUCUCCAUUGUCCUUGCCCGGAGAGAUUCAACCAUGCUGUACAGUGGCAUCCUCUUUGCUGUCCUUUUAUGUUUAAAGCAUAUCUACCUCUAUCUGGCUCCAGCUUACUUUGUGUACCUGGCCCGGGCUUAUUGUCUAAGUCCGAAGAGCAUGUUUCGUCCUCAGUUUACCAAUAUCCUCAAGCUGGGAACUAGCAUGGUAGUGAUCUUCGGGGCAGCUUUCGGUCCAUUUGCUGCUUGGGGCCAACUUGACCAGCUCAAAAGCCGACUAUUUCCAUUUGCGAGAGGCCUCUGUCAUGCAUACUGGGCACCGAAUGCCUGGGCAGUCUAUUCUUUCUUGGAUCGGGUGCUGAUAGUAGCAGCCCCUUACUUGGGUCUUAAUGUUGACCAGAAGGCAGUCAACAGUGUUACUCGAGGCCUUGUGGGCGACACCACAUUCGCCGUUUUACCAGACAUCUCAGCCAGCCAGUGCUUCGCCAUCACGCUAUCAUUUCAGAUUAUCGCCCUGACAAAGCUGUGGUUCCGUCCUUCUUGGGACUCGUUCGUGGGGUCCAUCACCCUCUGCGGAUAUGCAUCGUUCCUUUUCGGCUGGCACGUACAUGAGAAGGCCAUACUACUUGUCAUCAUCCCAUUCAGUCUCCUGGCCAUCAAAGAUCGAUCAUACCUCGCCAGUUUCCGACCUCUCGCAGUGGCAGGCCAUGUGUCGUUGUUUCCGCUUUUGUUCACGGCAGCCGAGUUCCCCAUCAAGGCCGCCUACACUAUAUCCUGGCUGAUCAUCUUCCUCUACGCCUUUGACCAAUUGGCCCCGGCACCUUCCAGACGGCGAAUUUUCUUCUUGGAUCGAUUUGCCCUGCUGUAUAUUGCCGUCUCUGUUCCACUGAUGGCAUAUUGCUCGCUGGUGCACAAAAUGGUCUUUGGAGCUAGAUACGAAUUUUUACCCCUGAUGUUUAUCAGCACAUACUCUGCAGUAGGAGUCAUAGGAUCGUGGCUGGGAUUUAUGGUUUGCUAUCUGUCAUAA
Molecule: messenger RNA, 1596 nt
Organism: Exophiala spinifera
Lineage: Eukaryota; Fungi; Ascomycota; Eurotiomycetes; Chaetothyriales; Herpotrichiellaceae
Product: dolichyl pyrophosphate Glc1Man9GlcNAc2 alpha-1,3-glucosyltransferase
Exons: 4
Coding region: 1-1596 (531 amino acids)
Biological process (GO): protein N-linked glycosylation
Cellular component (GO): endoplasmic reticulum membrane
Molecular function (GO): dolichyl pyrophosphate Glc1Man9GlcNAc2 alpha-1,3-glucosyltransferase activity
Source: RefSeq, a predicted model, not a curated record